GGUGCUCAUGGCGUGGCUAGGAGCGCAAGGUCGUACAAGCCAUGGAAGCAGUGGACUAGUAAAUGGGUACAAGUUUUUUCUGAAGUUAAGAUAUGAGGGCAGAAUUGUUCAAAGUAACCCACCUAGAUAUCUGGAGGGGAGAGUUAAAACCUUUGCAGAAAUGGAUUCAGAUGAGUGGGGCAUGAUGACAUUAAAGGAAAAGGUUUAUGAAGUGGGAUAUAAGAAGGAAGACAACAUUAGGUUGUUUAAUUUGAGUGAUAAUGGUUUAGUAGAGUUGCUUACAGAUGAGGAUGCUUGUGUAUUAGCAAACUAUGUUGUUAGACCAAAGGUAGUAGAGAUAUGGGUUGUCUUAAGGGUGGUUGGAAAUGAUGAAACAAAUGGUGGUGAAGCUGAAAUCAGUGCAGAUGAGAGUGAGGGUGGUUCUGAUUGGCUGCAGGGGGAUUCUGCAGGUGAGUAUGAGAAUGAGGAAACUGGAGUAGAUGACUUAGAGUUUCUGAAGUAUAUUGAUCCAAAUGUUGAGUAUGGAGGUGAUGAGGAUGGUGGUUGUGAUAGAGUUGAAGAAAAUACUGAAACAUUGGAUCCAAAGUAUAUCAAUGCUGAGAUCCAUUUCUCUGGCAGUGAAGGGGAAGAAACUGAGGGAAAUGUGAGGUCUGUGGGAUAUGUUAGGGAAUCUGGUGAGGGAAAUGGGAGGGAAUGUGUACCUCCUAGGCCAGUUUUGCCAUCUCCACUGUGGCUUGGGAAAACAUUUCUUACCAAAGGAGAUUUUAGAGAAGCUGUGAAAACAUAUGGGUUACAAUUUGGUAAGGAGUUAAAAUUUGUGAAGAAUGACAAGGUUAGGUGUAUUGCCAAGUGUGUGCAAGAGGGCUGUAAUUGGAGGGUUAACUGUAGAAGAGAUCCAGAUGAACAAUGUUGGAGAAUUAUUGUUUUAGUUGAUGAGCACAAUGAUUGUGCAUGGGUACAUGAAAACAGAUUGGUAACUGCCUCACUAAUUGCAAAAAGAUGGAGAAAUCAGAUUGAUGGGAAUAGUGAAUGGAAAACUAGUGAAUUUAGAAAGAAAGUAUGCACUGAGGAUCACCAUGACUUAACUGUUAGGCAAGCAUACAAUGCAAUGUGUUUGGCUAAGAAGGCAAUCAAGGGUGAACUAGAAGACAACUUCAACAAAAUUUGGAAUUAUGAGUUGGAGAUAAAAAAAACAAAUCCAAACACAAGGUUUCUUACCAAGUUAUCUGAUUUAAGAUAUGAGGGUGGCAAGCACAGAUUGCUUAGAGUUUAUAUCUGCUGGGAGGCUUGUAGAGAGGGUUUUAAGCAUUGUAGGCCACUAGUAGGUGUGGAUGGAUGUCACCUUCGAGGCAAAGCAGGAGGGAUGAUGCUUACUGCCAUUGGUGUAGAUGCUAAUGAUAGCAUAUUUCCAAUUGCAUAUGCCAUAGUAGAAGGGGAAAAUAAAGACUCCUGGUGUUGGUUCUUGAAAUUAUUGAAAACAGAUAUUGGGCUAAAUAACCUUAGGCAACAAAAUUACACCUUUUACCGCACAGGUCACUCAUCCAGCAACUGCCACUUCUGUCCAGGUGCUGAUAUCCCUCAUCAAGAAGAGAUACCAAUUCAGACACAACCUGAAUAUGGUACUGAUAUAGACAUCCAGAUUGAGCAUGAUGACCCUGCCUAUGUUUUUGAACUUCCUGUUGAAUUAGUGCAUCUAUCAAGUAAUGAAAUUCCAGGUGGGAUGUAA
Messenger RNA from Ipomoea nil (Japanese morning glory), 1726 nucleotides. RefSeq lists its product as uncharacterized. The coding region runs from base 8 to 1726 and encodes 572 amino acids. The record is from RefSeq and is a predicted model, not a curated record. The transcript is spliced from 3 exons. NCBI's taxonomy places the organism in Eukaryota, Viridiplantae, Streptophyta, Magnoliopsida, Solanales, Convolvulaceae.